AUGGCCAGAAAGGCGGCUGUAAAGUAUAGAUCCCUCCGGUCAAACCUGGUCAAUCUUCCGCUCUCCCUCUAUGCCCAGCUGGGUCAGCAACAAGCUAGGCCACAGGGACUUAUCCUUCACCUUUCACCGCUAUCAGUCUCCUCCUCUUCGUCUUCAAGGCAACCCAAAGCUGCGUACCUGGGAUGGUCGGGCUUGAACGCGGCGGUGUCUGCUUCGCAGCUCGCAGAUGGGCUGGAGAGUGUGGAGGUGGAUCCUGAAGUUGCCAUGUCUUACGGCUGGAGCGAAGGUGCUAUACUCGAAAUAUCAGUGAUACAUAAUCCUACUGUGGCCAGGUCGGUCGCUGUAACACCGCUUACUUCGGAUGACUGGGAAAUUCUCGAACAACAUGCGUCUUUCCUCGAGAACAAUCUCCUAUCGCAACUCCGAGCUGCUGUCAAAGGGCAAGAGAUAGACGUCUGGGUCAUGGGCAGGACAAAGAUCCGGAUACGAGUCGAUGACACGGAUCCUGGUGCAAGCAACAGCGCUGUCUUGAUCAAAGCCGACACUGAAAUACACGUCGCCCCUCGUCCUCGCACAUCCCAACCCACACCUGCAGCUUCUUCCAUCUUGCCGCAGCCGGCUUUACGGAAGACUUCCCUUCCAAAUGGCGCAGCAAAAUCAGAAGGGAGCGGACGUCCGUUCCAUUUGCGGUUGGUGCCUCCUAGCAUAGCGGGUAGCUGGGGAGACUUUGUACCGGCACCUCAGGCGCUCGCAGAAUCUGGGGACGGAAGACUCGCAGUCUGUUCGCCCUUUACGAUCUCACAAGUCUGCCAAAGCCUUUCCCUUCCACCCAAUUAUCAGAUUCUCCAUGUGGUCAUUUGCUUGCACGAACUUGCCCCCGAAAAGCCUCCCGGACCAAUAUUGGUAGAAGAAGAAGCGAAGCCAAAGAAAGAGGUGAGGGUGGUGUUGACGGGUUGGGAAGAGAUACCAGAUGGGCUUGUUGCUUUUGCUGGAAAGGUCUUUGAUUGGAUGGUGGGGUGGGGAGAGGUAUUGGUGUCUGGGGCUGAAGGGAAGAUCAAGAAGCCAAAAGCAGGCAAGGGUGGACGUAUACCAAGCAUCUCUCUCCCGGAAGAGACGACACAGCGAAACAUUGGAUUUGACAAGAUCACAGAAACAGCUCUGGGCUAUCUUCAACGCUCAUCUAUCUCCGGGCUGUCAAAGCCCCUGUUACUCUUGGGCGCGAAAGGCUCUGGAAAGACUCGUCUCGCAAAGGCCCUCGCAGAUUUGCUCGCGAAAGACAUCAGCAUUGUCGCUCGUCCGGUGUACGAAGAUGUCGGCAAACUCGACCCUGAGGAAAGGAUCGCAAGCAUCAGAGAAAAUAUGGACAAGUGGUUGGAAGAUGCUUCUGCUUCUGCACCAAGCUGUCUUGUGCUAGACGACUUGGAUAGCUUGAUCGCUCCUGAAGCAGAGUUGCAAACGUCAAGCAAUUCGCCGAUCCUGGCAGACUAUUUUACCCGCCUGUUCUCCCCUUCCUCCAUCCCUCCCGGCGUGUUGGUGAUCGUCACAGCGCUAGACACAUCUACGCUACACCCGCUCUUGAAUACGAGGCACAUCUUUGGGGAGACGGUCAAGGUCCCGGCAUUGACGAAAGAGGUCAGGGAGGAGGUUCUGAGGGGGCUGGUGGAGGAAUCUCAGAGGACUGCAGAUGGGCUAGUGAAUGGAGUGGAGGGUGGAGGAGAGGAAGAAGAGGAGGAGAUGGAUUAUGUGGUGCUGGGCGGCAUGACUGAAGGGUAUGCCAUGUCGGACUUGAACGACCUUCUAGUUGGGGCAACCCAGCAAGCUGUCAUCCGAACCACCAAAAGCGGCGAGACGAAUGUGAUUUUGACAAUGACGGACUUUAGGCUGGCGAAGGAAGAAUUUACGCCAGUGGGGUUGAGGGGUGUAAAAAUGCAAGGGUCGGAGGUGGAAUGGAAAGAUAUUGGAGGUCUCGAAGAACCCCGGCGCAUCCUCCGAUCGACCCUCGAGCACCCCACCAAAUACGCCCCUAUCUUCGCUCAAUCCCCUCUUCGUCUUCCCUCCGGCCUUCUACUGUACGGCUACCCAGGCUGCGGCAAGACCCUCUUAGCUUCAGCGGUAGCGAAAGAGUGCGGUCUGAAUUUUGUGGCGGUGAAAGGGCCCGAGGUGUUGAACAAGUAUAUAGGAGCGAGCGAGAAGGGUGUCAGGGAUCUCUUCGAGAGGGCUCAAGGAGCGAGGCCCUGUGUCUUGUUCUUUGACGAGUUUGAUAGUGUUGCCCCGAAGAGAGGCCACGAUAGUACAGGUGUAACCGAUCGAGUAGUGAACCAGCUCCUAACAGAGAUGGACGGCGCCCAAGGUCUUUCAGGCGUAUACGUCCUCGCAGCCACCUCCCGCCCCGACCUGCUCGACCCAGCUCUCCUUCGUCCCGGCCGUCUCGACAAAGCUAUUCUCUGCGACAUGCCGUCCCCAAGCGAUAGGCUGGGCAUCUUGGAGGCGGUGGUGAAGAAGGGCGGGGUGGAGCUUGGGGUGGAGGUGGAUUUGGAGGAGAUUGUGAGGAGGACGGAUGGAUUCUCGGGGGCGGAUCUGCAGGCGGUGAUCUAUAAUGCGCAUUUGGAGGUCGUGCAUGCGUCUUUUGAGCGGGAUCUGGAGAAAGAGGAGAAGGGUAAAGCGUUGGUGAAUGGGUCGACAGGACAUGUGGAGAAGGAUAGGGGAGACUUCAAGCUGGUUAUGCCGAAGGACGGAGGGGAGCUCGGGUCGGCUGCUGCUAAGGCGGAAAUCAAGGCUCGAAUGGAGACUAUCGUCAGCAAUACUCGAGGUCUGGGCCAAGCCAAUGACGAGAAUAAGCCCAAGGAAUCGAUAAAGGCUGUGAUUCGCCAAAACCACCUGCUUAGAUCCUUAUCUGAAACCAGACCAUCCAUAUCAUCCGCCGAUAGAAGACGGCUGGAGUUGAUAUACAAAGCAUUCAUCAACGGGAGGGAUGGAAAGAUGAGCGACGGUGAUUCAGGGCAUGAGAUAGGGACGAGAGUGUCCUUGAUGUGA
Cryptococcus wingfieldii CBS 7118 is the source of this 3033-nucleotide messenger RNA. RefSeq names its product peroxin-1. Bases 1 to 3033 code for a protein of 1010 amino acids. NCBI's taxonomy places the organism in Eukaryota, Fungi, Basidiomycota, Tremellomycetes, Tremellales, Cryptococcaceae. The record is from RefSeq and is a predicted model, not a curated record. The transcript is spliced from 14 exons. Gene Ontology annotation, molecular function: ATP binding; ATP hydrolysis activity. Gene Ontology annotation, cellular component: cytosol; peroxisome; peroxisomal membrane. Gene Ontology annotation, biological process: protein import into peroxisome matrix.